UUGCCUAUAAAUGAGCUCCCUCUCUCCUGUGUCUGGCACAAUCUCAAACCAUGGCUAGAGCUUCAACCGGUUCUUCCUCUUCUGCUCUGGUCUCUAAACUUCUGAUAUCGUCUCUACUGUUGGGUUGCUAUUGUUUGGUGUCUGAGGCACAGACCACUCCUCCCUUGGUGAAGGGACUGUCAUGGACCUUCUACAAAACUAGCUGCCCCAAGCUGGAGAACAUUAUCAGGAACAGACUCAAGAAGGUCUUCAAGAAAGACAUCGGCCAAGCUGCAGGCUUGCUUCGUCUUCACUUCCAUGACUGUUUUGUUCAGGGAUGUGAUGGGUCGGUUUUGCUGGAUGGAUCAGCCAGUGGCCCUAGCGAGAAGGACGCGCCACCCAACUUGAGCCUACGCGCUGAGGCAUUCCGUAUCAUCAACGACCUCCGUGCCCGCGUCCACAAGGAGUGCGGACGCGUCGUCUCCUGUGCCGAUAUUACUGCCAUUGCUGCUCGUGACUCCGUUUUCCUCUCUGGAGGUCCCAAUUACAGAGUUCCACUGGGAAGGCGUGAUGGGCUCAGCUUUGCCACCAGGGAGGCUACUCUAGCUAACCUUCCAGCUCCAUCUAGCAACACCAGCGCCCUUCUGACCUCAUUAGCCACCAAGAACCUUGAUGCCACCGAUGUCGUGGCUCUUUCCGGCGGCCACACCAUCGGCAUUGGCCACUGCACCUCCUUCACCUCUCGCCUCUACCCUUCUCAGGACUCCACCAUGAACAAGUACUUCGCCAGUCAACUCAAGCUCACUUGCCCCACGGCGACGACCGACAACACCACCAACUUGGACAUCCGGACACCUAACGUGUUCGAUAACAAGUACUAUGUCGAUCUCAUGAACCGGCAAGGGCUAUUCACGUCGGACCAGGAUCUGUACACCGACAAGAGGACCCGGCCGAUUGUUACCAGCUUUGCGGUGAACCAGACGCUGUUCUUUGAGAAGUUUGUGUACUCUAUGCUUAAGAUGGGUCAGUUGAGUGUUUUGACGGGGACUCAAGGCGAGAUCCGUGCAAACUGCUCGGCUCCCAACUCUGCUACCACAUACCUGUCAUCCAUCGCCGACGAGGAAGAAGGGACAAGCGCAGCGUUCUAAGGAUGUUGAUGUUGUAUAAUGUGAGCAAAGUGCAUAGAAGUGUUGUGUUGCGUUGUGUGUGGUUUGUGUAUGAAUGAAUGAAUGGUUACUCCUCUCUUUAUGUUUCA
Molecule: messenger RNA, 1234 nt
Organism: Nelumbo nucifera (sacred lotus)
Lineage: Eukaryota; Viridiplantae; Streptophyta; Magnoliopsida; Proteales; Nelumbonaceae
Product: peroxidase 12-like
Biological process (GO): hydrogen peroxide catabolic process; response to oxidative stress
Molecular function (GO): peroxidase activity; heme binding
Source: RefSeq, a predicted model, not a curated record